This is a messenger RNA of Cuscuta epithymum, 607 nucleotides long. Lineage: Eukaryota; Viridiplantae; Streptophyta; Magnoliopsida; Solanales; Convolvulaceae. The record is from the annotation of a GenBank genome assembly.
GCGGAUUUACUUGGAGUAGGCUUGGUCGGGCAGAUCACACUUAUCCCAUAUAAUUCAGGCGAUCACUGGGUUUUAGUUGCUAUUGACAUCGCGUUUGGGAAUGUAUACUACCUGGACUCGCUUGGAGAUAUUCCACCCUUCGAUUUGCAAGUUAUUGUGGACCAGGGAGUGAAGAUGUAUCAAGCAUCAAAGUCAAGUAGGCUGAAGUCAAAUUGGAUCAGAGUUGCGUUCUCUGCAGUGAAGGAGUAUUCAGAAGAAGACAUUUUACAAGUCCGUGAAGAAUGGAUAACAUAUGCUGCCAGCUUGCUAGGAGCAAUGGGGUGAUAUGUGGGAAGAAGCUUGUAGCAGACCAGGGUAGGAAUUUUGAGUGAAGCACCAUGGAUAUUUGACUACUAAUCAGCACUUAAAAGUGCUUGACUGUAUUACCAUGUUUUGUCAUUUUGGAUUAAACUUCUGGUCUUAUGACUUAUAUGUUAUGUCAAAGCCAUGGAAUGUAUUUUGAUGAAUUUACAAGUAACUUACAUACUUUAUGGUUCAUGGUUCAUGGAACUGCAGUAGGUUAGUCCAUGAAAAACAUCCCAAUGAUACGUGUGAUAUGUAUCAUGCA